CGUUUCAAUCAGAAGCGUAAGAAACAAAGAAGGCAAAAACUUUACGAACUAAAAUAUUUUACUUCUGACUUUAAAACCUGUACUGCAAUCAAUCUAUCAAUUUUGUUUUUGUAGCUGGUUUCAUUUAUUUAUUUAUCCAAUUGAAAGUUUGUUUGACUCAUCUAACAAUGAAUUGGAUGAUUAGAAAAUCAUAUCCAUCGAUCAAGCUUUUUAAAGCAGAAAUAUUGUCAAUUAAUUCUUCACUAACAUAUUCUAAAAUACUUUCUUGCAAAUAUAGCAGUCGUCGCAAACCAGACGUUUCUGACAUACCUGAACUGAAUGAACCGCCAUUGAAAAAAUUUUAUGAAGCUUAUUAUCAAGCUGAGAAAGGUAGAGUCCAUGAUAAAAAACCUUGGAAAAUUAAAUGUGAAAAAGGAAAGCUAUAUUACUGGUGUGCUUGUGGAUGGAGUCAUGAUCAACCUCUCUGUGAUGGAAGAUGUGUACUUCCAGAAAUGAAGCUAAAAAUGAAACCAGUCUUAUUUAAACCAGCAAUAACAAGAGAGUAUUGGCUUUGCAACUGUAAACAAACUAAAAAUCGACCAUUUUGUGAUGGUUCACAUAACUCAGAUUUUGUAAAAGCUUCUCACUCUGUAAUACGAAGAAAAGAAUAAUGGUGUAAACAAAUUUGUAGUUAUAAAAUAAAUGUUAUAUUUAAUUUAAAAACUCAACUUUGGAAAUGUAUAUUGUGUUCAAUUUGUUGUUUUGAAUAAAAAGAAUUUUUGUUCUUUUA
Molecule: messenger RNA, 769 nt
Organism: Parasteatoda tepidariorum (common house spider)
Lineage: Eukaryota; Metazoa; Arthropoda; Arachnida; Araneae; Theridiidae
Cellular component (GO): mitochondrion
Molecular function (GO): 2 iron, 2 sulfur cluster binding
Source: RefSeq, a predicted model, not a curated record